Molecule: messenger RNA, 576 nt
Organism: Chrysemys picta bellii (western painted turtle)
Lineage: Eukaryota; Metazoa; Chordata; Testudines; Emydidae
Gene: LSM8
Product: LSM8 homolog, U6 small nuclear RNA associated
Biological process (GO): mRNA splicing, via spliceosome
Cellular component (GO): precatalytic spliceosome; U6 snRNP; U4/U6 x U5 tri-snRNP complex
Molecular function (GO): RNA binding
Source: RefSeq, a predicted model, not a curated record
GUGCGCAGUGAGGCAGGCCAGCUGCGUCUCUCAACGUUUGGCGCGGGAAGUCUCGCGGGACUUGGCUGCCGGUCCCGGUGGUGCUAGCAAGCAGCGCGCGGAACGGAGCCGUCGCCGCCAUGACCUCCGCGCUGGAGAACUACAUCAACCGUACUGUUGCAGUAAUUACUUCUGAUGGAAGAAUGAUUGUGGGAACUCUCAAAGGGUUUGAUCAGACCAUCAACUUGAUUUUGGAUGAAAGCCAUGAACGAGUGUUCAGUUCUUCACAAGGAGUUGAACAAGUAGUAUUGGGAUUGUACAUUGUUAGAGGAGAUAAUGUUGCUGUCAUUGGUGAAAUUGAUGAAGAGACAGAUUCAGCACUUGACUUGGGGAAUAUUCGAGCAGAACCUUUGAACUCAGUAGCACACUGAAGAGGAGAAACACAAGGAUGCACGAGGACUUUGUAAACUUUGGCUGUAUAGAACUAUUUAAAAAACAGCAUGAAGAUUUUUACAAAUUGUUAUAACUUGGUUGGGCCACACUUUUUUGUGUGAAUGUGUUGUAGUUUGAUAUGUAAAUUAAAAUAUCUACAUUUUA